AUGACUGUAAAUAACAAAUUUGAGACGCUGUUUGCCGUGCCCAUGCACUGCGAAGGCUGUGUCAAGAGUGUCUCAGAGUCUCUGUAUAAACUCGACGGUAUCUCGAAUGUCGAGGCCAACCUGAAGGACCAGCUGAUCAGGAUAGAGGGAACCGCACCACCAUCAGCGAUCGUUGCGACUAUCGAGGCCACAGGGAGGGAUGCCAUCCUGCGUGGAUCGGGAGGAUCAAACAGCGCGGCCGUAAGCAUCCUGGAGACCUUUGACCAGAACAGCCUACAUGAGGCGGUCCCAGACGACGGCAAGAAACGUGAGGUCCGCGGCCUUGCCCGCAUGGUAGAGGUCUCGCCCACCGUGACCCUCGUCGACCUCACCGUCCGCGGCGUCGAGCCGGGCACCUACCGUGCCACGAUCCGCGAGUACGGCGACCUGAAGAACGGCGCAUCAUCGGCAGGGCCCGUGUGGAAGGGCGGUGACCUGACGACCGAGCAACAGCAGCAGCAGCAGCAGCAGCAGGCCAGAGGGGACCUGGGAACCGUGGAGAUCGGCGCCGACGGGCGGGGUGCGGUGUUCCUGGACAAGCCGUUCCAGGUGUGGGAGGUCAUUGGGCAUGCGUUUGUGGUCACGCGGCAGGAUGAGGGCAAGGACCACCCGCCUCUGCGGAACGACGAGAACACGGUGGUGGGGGUGAUAGCGCGAAGCGCGGGCAUGUGGGAUAAUGAUAAGACGGUGUGCUCGUGCACGGGGAAGACACUCUGGGAGGAGAGGAAGGACGAGGUCAAGAAGGGUAUGCUGUGA
Molecule: messenger RNA, 795 nt
Organism: Cryphonectria parasitica EP155
Lineage: Eukaryota; Fungi; Ascomycota; Sordariomycetes; Diaporthales; Cryphonectriaceae
Exons: 4
Coding region: 1-795 (264 amino acids)
Biological process (GO): removal of superoxide radicals
Cellular component (GO): cytoplasm
Molecular function (GO): superoxide dismutase copper chaperone activity; copper ion binding
Source: RefSeq, a predicted model, not a curated record